Messenger RNA from Homarus americanus (American lobster), 385 nucleotides. Its product is annotated as zinc finger SWIM domain-containing protein 6-like. The transcript is spliced from 3 exons. The annotation marks the transcript as partial. The record is from RefSeq and is a predicted model, not a curated record. NCBI's taxonomy places the organism in Eukaryota, Metazoa, Arthropoda, Malacostraca, Decapoda, Nephropidae.
AUGUUGGCAUCUUCAUUAGGGCUGUUAUGGCGUGUCCGGCCCUGCAUAAUACUCAUUGCGCCAUGUCAUAAGGGUGAACCAUCAGCAACACAGAUUAACCAGUUAGUGACGUGGAUGUUGGAGCAUCCUUGUAUUGAUGCCAGUGAGACAAGUGAGAGGAGACGUUCUCAUGAAGACACUUCUACAUCUGCCGCCGCCGCCGCCGCUGCUGCUGCUGCUGCUGCCGCUGCUGCUGCUGCUGCUGCUUCAGGAGCAGCUGCUGUUGCUGCACAGUUGAUUGAUAGAGCUGAUAUUCAAGAUCUUAGCGGCAGACGAAGUAAUGCAGGAAUUCUUCGUAGAGGCUGUGUCGAUAUAAGAUCUUUUAUGGUGCCCACUAGACCUUCAG